AUGGGAAGAGGGGCCUUGUGCCAUUGGGUGGCAGGAGACCCCCCGGGCGCCCAGAUGGGGCAACCACGGAGGGCCUGUCUCCCUUCCUUUCCAGGGUCCAAGUCGCCCCACCACGCAGAAUUCCAGACGGAGUGUGAGAGCGCCAUCACCAGCCUCUCUCUGCACUGCGCUUGCGAGAGUGUCGAAAUCAUCAGUCUGUCCCGUUCGACGGCUCCCAUUACGACGGCCUGCAUCCAUGCUGAGUCUCGCCACGACUUCCGAAGCACCGAGGUGCUCGUGAUGACGAGCGAUGGCACUCCUUCAACUGGAACAGCACCGGCACAUCGGCGACGCGACUAA
Molecule: messenger RNA, 339 nt
Organism: Purpureocillium takamizusanense
Lineage: Eukaryota; Fungi; Ascomycota; Sordariomycetes; Hypocreales; Ophiocordycipitaceae
Exons: 2
Coding region: 1-339 (112 amino acids)
Source: RefSeq, a predicted model, not a curated record